Capsaspora owczarzaki ATCC 30864 is the source of this 864-nucleotide messenger RNA. RefSeq lists its product as hypothetical. The record is from RefSeq and is a predicted model, not a curated record. Bases 1 to 864 code for a protein of 287 amino acids. Lineage: Eukaryota; Filasterea; Ministeriida; Capsasporidae. The transcript is spliced from 5 exons.
AUGGCCUCGCCGCACAUUGGCAUUAGCUACGAUCGCGACAAUUGCGAGACUCGCGAAGAAGACAAUCGCCGCAUCUUCACCAAUGUCGCCCGCUGGGUUUUCUAUGAGAGCAAACAACGUGUUGCCAAGUUGUUUUGGCGCGGGCAGUGCGUCACCGAGCUGUACUUGCAAGACGAAGGCGCUGCAGGCUCAGGCUCCUUCAAGCCCUUGUUGUAUGAGCUUGCAGUGCCAACCAGCCGCUAUAUGCUCGCCCUCGGCCUCUUCAAGAGCCGAACGCUUGUGUCCAACACGCAUUUCGACUUUCAAGUUGACUACCUGAGCUCCGCAAUCGCCUGUGACUAUCCUUUCGACACUCCUGGCGACGUUGUUGGCAUGGAUCUCGGCGAGACGUGUCAGCGACCCUCUGACUCGUACGAGGGACUGAAGCAUCCUUCGAUCGGGCUGGUCGCCAAAACGGUUGGUCUGGUCAAGCAGGUUGCCGACAUUGCGCGAUUUCCCUUCGACUGGUUUAAUUAUUCCGCCGACGAAGAUCACGACAUUUUUUCUGUCACAUACACUGGUUUUUCUAGCGUCCCCAAAUCGCUCUGCAACAUUAGCGCUCGUGCGUACUCUGAGCCGCAGGAAAAGAAAAUCACCACUCCUGCGAUAAGUCGGUCGAUCGGGCGUCUCAGAGCUGAAAUCACUCGAAACCUCCAAACACUGUCUUGGCGCCGAAUCGACACAAGAUUCAACUCGCUGUGGUGCCACGACUACUUUCUGGGCAAAAGCACGGUGCACUUUAGCGUUGUCAGCGAUCCCAAGCCGGCAAGGCCGGUUCUGGACAUGUUUUUGAAUGUUUUGGCAGAAGAUGCGAAUCAGGCGUGA